Molecule: messenger RNA, 5853 nt
Organism: Zingiber officinale
Lineage: Eukaryota; Viridiplantae; Streptophyta; Magnoliopsida; Zingiberales; Zingiberaceae
Product: protein RST1-like
Exons: 25
Coding region: 57-5612 (1851 amino acids)
Biological process (GO): regulation of post-transcriptional gene silencing
Source: RefSeq, a predicted model, not a curated record
UGGAUCUGGGCGGCCACUGAGAACCGCCGCGUUCUCUACUACUCGACUGGGUGGAAAUGGAAUCGUCCGCGGUGGGGGCUUCCUACGGCCAGCUCCUCGAGAAGACGCGCCUCCCGGCGCCCUCCUUCCAGCGCCUCGCCGUCACCACCCUCUUCCGUAAGCUCCGAUCCCCGUCUCCUCCUCUCGGACUCGACUCCGCCCCCGCUGCCCGCGAUGCCCUCGCCACCUGCCUCGCCUCCCCUGCCGCCCCCGUCGCAGACCAGGCUGUCCGAGAGCUCUGCCUCCUCGUCAAGGACGGACUCCUCACGGCAUCCCAAGGCCUCAUUGAGCUCCACGCCGCGCUCGAAGGCUGCCCUCCUGUCUUCGUCCCGCUCUUCGUCAAGGGAAUCGGCUUCCUGGUCCGUUUCGCCUCCUCUUCCGAUCUCUCUUGGGGCCGCAGAUUUGACCCCGUUGAGCUGCACCCUUUCGUCAAGGUGCUCUUAUGUCGAGUAGAAGUGCACCAGGAACUCAUUAACCAAGUUUUGCUAUAUAUAGUGCAAAGCAAAUCACUUGGAAUGGUGACUGUCGUAGUGUUCUUGCGGCCGUUUCUCCUGUUCUCGAUUCUUCAUACUUCCUCUACCGCAUCAUCUUUUACACGUGAUUUGAUAUCUUCAAUAGUAUCGAUCUUGUGUUCAUUUCCAUCAGAAUCUAUUGCCAUAUUGAAACUUCUUGUAGGGUGCCUAAAGUACUUCCCCCACACCAAUGAUGAGGAAUCCAAGUGCUUGUUGGUUUCUGCUGAAUAUUUGGUCGAUGCACUUGUUGUGAUUAUGAGGCAAAUGAGUUGUUCAAUGAUAAACUCUGAUGCCACUAUUUGUUGUAAUAAUCUGCUAGAGAAUCUUUUGUCUUUGUGUAUUCUCCCUGGUAAGCCUUGGGGUGGAACUGAAACUAUUCUUGAACUGUCAAAGCGACUUUUGGCAGCACAAAGAGAGCUUGGUUUACCAUUUCUGUCUGAGCAUGCUAUGGUUACUGUUUUUGUUUCCAUCGUACUUUCCAAGGUGGAAUUUGAACAUGAGCACCUCUCUGCUUUGAAGCUUUUAACUUAUCUAUACAAUUGGAAGAAUGAAAGCGAAAAUAACAACAAAAGAACCUUUUGCUACUAUGGUGAAGAGCUUCUAUACAUUUUCCCUCUUAUCAAUCUUUUGUCUUCUCCUUCUCGAUCUGUUAAAACUUUAGCAUCUCAGUUACUUUCAAGAGCUACCAGAAUAGUUUUGGACUUGGCUGUUGAUCUGGGAAGUGUUCAGAUUCCUCCUGCUCAAACCUCCAUGGGACUGGGAUCUGUUCUUCUAAGGCUUUGGCAUCAUCUUUGGUUCCAGGAGCAAUUUUGUUCUCCGUGUUCAUUUCUCAUUGGAGAUGGUGGCAAUUUCCAUUCUGGGCAUAAAUUGAAUUGCAGGGAAAAAAUGUAUUGGACUUUCCAACUAAAAGAGUAUCUCUCAACUGUUGCAAGUCAGAAUUUUGGCUCAAUCCCUCAAUUGCCAGAAAGUUUCUUCAGAGGAUCUACUUCAUUACUGAGCUAUAUGGCUUCCAUUUUGCUCUUUCAUCCUAGAUUUAGAGUGUCUGCUGUUGACUCUUUGGCAGCGAUAAGUUCAUUAGACCAUAAACUGGGUAUUCCUUUUCUGUUAACGGUUCUCUUCCACAGUAAUAUGAUAUGCAGAAAUGAUUGUAACUCUCCUGAGUUAUUUAUCAGACUUUUGGAAAUGCUUCCAUCACUUGCCACACAUUCUACUAUGGUUCCACUUAUUUUACAAACCUUGUUGCCAAUGCUUCAUGCACAUUCAAAGCCAGUAUUAUAUGGGACAGGUGUUCGCCUUCUUUGUAAAAUGUGGGUUGUCAACGAUUUGGCCUUUGGAACUAUGCAGGGUCUUCUGGAACCCAAAGCAUUUUCUCACUUCACUUCUCAGAGAGAAAUUUGUAUUAGUCUUGCUGCUUCAGUGCGUGAUGUUUGUAGUCAUAAUCCUGACAGGGGCGUUGACUUGAUCCUGUCCAUCUCGUCAUUAAUUGAGAACCCAGAUUCUGUUGUGCAUGCUCUUGGGUUGGAAAGCCUCGCUUAUCUUUGUGAUGCAGAUGUAAUUGAUUUUUACACAGCUUGGGAUGUUGUUUCAGACCAAUUGCUUGACUAUUCCAGGUCCCCUAUUGUUGCUCAUAGCUUAUGCAUCUUGUUAAGGUGGGGAGCAAUGGAUGCUGAAGUUUAUUCUAAAGCUUCAAAAAGUAUUAUCAAUAUCUUGUGGGAAAUUGGAACAUCUAGGAGAGAGAACUAUGAAUCUCCAUGGGUUAAAGCACAGGAAGCUGCAUUUGAGUCAUUGUCUCAUUAUGAGGUUAGAAAUGUUCAGGAAGCUAUUCCAGAAUUCAAGAGGAAAAAUUUAGAGCUACUUGUUUCUGAAAAUAAUGUGAAAUUACUCAAUGGCAUGGAGAAGCUUGAAGUCAAGAUUUUAGAAUUUGAACACAUAAACCGGCGUAGAGCACUUAAACAAAAAAGAGUUGCAGUGCAUAAAGUUGAAAAAUUACUAGAUGUUUUUCCUCAAGCAAUUUUUUUACAAGGAAAGCUGGAAGCUGCUGAAUUACCUGGUGCAGCUCUAUCAACCCUUGUUUUUACUCCCAAGGAAUUGAAUUCCCAAGCAACAACUAAGGAUUUGCGGAAAGUACAUGUUGCAUAUGAGAGAGCACUGGUGGAAAUUGCUGAGUCUCUUCAUGUAUCAAGAAACAUUUUCAUCGCACUUCUUGCUCUUCAAUCAUGGAAGCCUUUCAUGCAUAACUGGCUGGAAGCAAUGGUUACUCUUCAUGAUGCUAAAUCAUCUUCUCCAUUCUACAAUAGUUCAAAAAUUGCCAAUGAUAUCUUGAAGACAUUGUGCAAAGUUGGGGCAGAGGGUAUUCCUCGGAUUUCUUCAAACAUUGCCUUUGCUAUUGCUGCCCUAUGCAUGGUCUUACAUUCAUCAGCUCAUAUGGUGGUGUCUUCUGCAUCAGAAUUUCUUUUGAGGUGGCUGUUUGAAUAUGAGCAUGAACAACGACAGUGGUCUGCUGCAAUUUCUCUGGGUCUGAUAUUUACUCGCUUUGAUGCAACUGAUAGGAAACAAAGGUUUGAAGUGGCAAAUGGACUUCUCAAGGUUCUUUGUAACAGCAAAAGCUAUCUUGUUAAAGGAGCCUGUGGAUUGGGACUGGGUUUUGCUUGUCAAAAUCUUUUGAAUAGGAACACAAUUGAGGACAAUGCUGAUUUGAACAGUGAAACACAACCUUCUGGAUAUACCGAAGCCUCUUUAGCUCAGAGUGUCUUUAGUACCUUAUCUCUGAGAAUAAGUGAGUUAUGUCCUUCUGCAAUGGAUUCUUUGAAGAAUCUUAAUGGUAACUUACAUCAUUUAAUGAGUUCAAAUUCACUUCCUGGAGCUUACUGUAACAUCGAAGAGGAUGCUUGGAGCAUUGUAGGGCUAGUUCUUGGCUUGGGAUAUUCUGUUGUUGCACUCUAUCACUUCGGUCUCUGUGAUGCUGUGCUUAACAUUAAGGAUUUACUGUUUUCAUGGAUUUCAUAUGAUUUCUCUGGACAUAGUUUAUCAGUUUCCGAUGAGUCAGAUAUACCCCUAUGUAUGGGAUCAUGUAUUGCCCUUCCAUUUGUUGCAGCUUUUUGCCAAAGACAUGAAUUAGCAAAGAUUGACUUUGAUCUUCUAUAUGGCCGUUAUUGUUUGUUGAUUUCUCAACUUUUGAAUCUUAAAAAGUCUGGAGCUGUUUAUCAAAAUUUUCUGAUGGCAUCUUGUAUUGGUGCUGGUUCAUUUCUUUCCUGCAUACUGGACAUAGGGGUACACACAGUGAAAAUUGAUGAUGUAAAGCAUCUAAUGGAAAUUCUAAGAAGCACCUAUAAUCUUUCAUAUCCUCCUGCCUGCUUUGGCGGGAUGCUUGGAGUUGUCAAUGCACUUGGUGCAGGUGCUGGUGAUGUUCUUCACAUGUAUCCUCUGGCAACCAUAUCACAGCUGAAUUAUGAUCAGGAAUCAAUGUUUGUCAGUGGUCCUGUUCUUUCAAGUCCUGCUUGUGAAAUACUGGCAACAUCAAUGGUGCAAGAAAUUUUUCUGAUUGCCAAGGACUCAAGUGAUUUGCAAAUUAAAAAAUAUGCUGCUUGGGCACUUUCGCUUCUUAGAUGCAGGUUGCGGUCAAGUGAGCUUCCUAAUCUCAGUUGUUCACAAAAUAUUUCUACAAGUUCAAACUCACAAACUUUCGAGGAGGAAAGUUUAGUUUGGAGACUCUGUAUGUGGCUAAGGGAUAUCAACAAAAUUAAGGAAGAAGGUGAAGUUGUUGAUGCAAAUACAAUUGCAAGUGUUUUAAGAUGUCUUUGCAAAGCUCCUAGAUUGCCUGCUUUGGAUUGGGGAGUUUUCAUUAGACGAUGCAUGCAGUAUGAUUUGAACAUGACUUCAGAAAUGCAAAUGCCACAUGCUAUUCAAUGUCUUCGGAUAGAAUGCUUAAAUCUAUCCUUAGCUCACGCAAGCCAUGUUGGCCCUUUCCUGCAUCUUGUGGACGAGCUCUCUGACUCUUCUAGAUUCGGGAGACUUGAACUAAAUUUGCAAACUUUUCUAUUAGAACAUGUCUCAAAUAUAUGUAAAAUAUUCUCAAGUCAGAGGCUUGAGAAACUGUUCAGUGAUUUGGCCGAGUAUUUUAGUUCAUCUUCUUCAUCAUACUUGACUUGCAAACCAGAAGAGAAAAAAUUAUUAAGAGUUUCGUUUUGGAAUGGUCUGCAUCAAUGUCUUGUUGAGGCCCCUAAAGAAUUCAUAAUCCAAGCAAAUGCUGAAAAGUGCAUGGUCUGUUUGUUUCACUUGUUGCCUACAUUGAUCUAUGAUGGCCUUUCGAAAGAAUAUACCGAGUCCAAAGGGGAAUGGUCAGUUGCUACAAGUUGCUUUUCUGAAGCUCCUAAAGAGUGGCUUGUGGAUAUGCUACAGGUUCCAGUUCUUCAUCAGUUGCAUGGUGAACACAACUCAUUUAUUGCAAAGAUAAUCUCCACAAAAGCUAAGCUUAUUGGAAGAUGUUUUCCUGUUUCCGAACUGUCUGAGUUAAAAUUUCAGAUUUUGAAUGGAAAAACUGAAGGUGCAUGGUGGAACAUGCUUGUGGAAGUUGCUAAAGCUCUAUCAGUCGCAGAGGGUAGGGUCAAAAGACAGUGGCUUCUUGAUGCUUUCGAGAUUUGCUGUGUGUCCGAAUAUCCCUCAACGGCACUGCGUUUUGUGGGUCUGAUAUCGAGCAUUUGCUGCGCGUAUAUGCCUCUUCUGAUAAUUGAUCCAACAGCCGUCCUAAGUGACUUGCCUGUCACUUUGCCUUCUCUCCUCUCCGACAGCUCCUGGAGCUCCAUCACAGCUCCAGUCGCCGAUAAGCUCUGGAUUUCUACUGAGCGCAUCUGCGUCUGGGCAGGACACAUAGGUGAUUCCGGUGGUGUGCUGGCCCAGAAGAACCACAUUGAUGCUAGCGAAAUCAAUUCAUCAGUCUUACUUUCACGCAUUACGUUCGAAACCUGCCUUGCACUAAAGGAGUUCUUACCCUUCGAAAAGCAAUUGAAGCUUGUGAACCUCGAGGUGGUCGAACUCCAAGAUGGGGAUCAUCAAUGCAAGUGAAUUUUGUUUGCCAGUCUCAUCAUCUUAAAGUUCUUACCCUCGGAAAAGUGAAACUUGCUAACCUUGAGCUCGAUUGAUUCUGAGACGGUAACAUUCUUCUUAAGUUACAUUUGAUAGUUCAUUGCUUUUUAGUAUUAGUGUUUUGUUCCAGUUAUACCUUUUCUAUUGUAUAUUUUAUUUCAAUCACAGAUAUUCACCCAAUUGUAAAUCCAAAAGAUACUUAAACACACGAUUCCAACAA